UCGUUGCAGAAUCCGCAACACGCUUAUACUUGCAACCGUAGCUAGAAGAUAGGACAAUCGGCACUGUGAUAUCCUAACAGGCUCGGUCACAUGCAGUCAUUUAGUGUCCUGAGAGCUUCCUGUUCAUGGGCAGCAUGGAGGAACUUGUAGAGGAGUACAAGUCUCCGUUCAACUUUGAGCAGGGAGUGAACAUCAGCUACCUCUACCUGUCACCUGAAGAGAGUUUCACUCCACCUGGUUCACCGGUACUGCCGCUCAGAGGGCCCAAGAGUCCAGACAUCUUCCCAGAAGUAGGUGAAGAUGCAGUGAAUGCAGUGCCCAGUUCACUAACUGAGGAAGAGCAAGCAGAACUCCACCGUGAACUAGCAAAGGUGGAAGAUGAGAUCCAGACUCUUUCUCAGGUGCUGGCGGCCAAAGAGAAGCAGGUGGCGGAGAUCAAGCGGAAAUUGGGCAUCACUCUACUCAACGAGUUCAAACAGAACCUGAGCAAAGGCUGGCAUGAAGUCACCACCUCCACUGCGUAUAAGAAGACCUCCGAGACCCUGUCCCAAGUGGGUCAGAAGGCGACGACAGCGUUCUCCAGUGUGGGUUCAGCCAUUAGCAGAAAGCUAGAGGACGUGAGAUUACAGUCAUUUUCCAAUUCUUUUGGUAUACGCUCCAUACAGCAUUCGGCUAGCAUGCCGGUGAUGAGAAACACACCCACCUUCAAGUCAUUUGAGGAGAAAGUGGAAACCAUAAAGACCAAGAUGAACCCGACACCAUCAACAGGCGAUACCGAAGAGGUUUCAGAAUCCACACCUGACGGAAAGCCAGUGGUUGAACAGCCAGCGGGAACGUGUCCACCAGAUCAAAAACCGCACUGAGGAUCCACCCUCAAACGCUCCCCACUUCUUUCUUUUUACCUCCUGUCCCCCUUUUUCAUUCCACUGUGGUACUUCUACAUGGUCACAGUGAGCUUUGUUUUGUGGCCAUAUUUGUCCACUGAAGUCUGGGUCAUCUCCAGACGGGACAUGGUAGUCCUACACUGGAGCAGAUGUGUCAGAAUGUGAGAUGUAUGUUCACUCGUGCACUGUCAGAGCAUUACACUAGAGCAUUGACCUUCGACCCCUAGUUUCAGGUCUGUGUUGUUUUAGCCUCUUGAGAGGCUCAGGCUGUCCUUUAGAAGUCCCUAAACAUUUAUUUUUACACUUUUGAAGAAUAUAUCCUUAAGUCAUUAUAUGAAGUUUAAAUAUGUAAUUGAAUUUGACUUCUUGUUUGUGUACAUUCUCUGUUAGCACAUCUAGCUACUUAAAAUUGCCAGCCAAAUUAACCAAAUUUCUCUGUGGAGUUCAUUUUCCGUUUUUAAAACAAAUGCCAAAAACUUCUCUCUAAGUGUGUACUAUGAACUAAAAGAUUUUUGCAUAGAAAGUUUAUUGAUUGUAUUAUUAGCAUUAAUACCAAAUAUGAUCAAACAGUAGUGAUGUUACACUAUCUCAUUACUCUUUUUCUAUAUUUUGGAUUCUUGAUUUAGCUUUAGAGAGUUUGUGUCAUAAAAUGAGCAGACUUGAGUUAACAAUGUGCUUUGUGACUUUAUUUCUCUUUGUUUUUAUGCCGUUAGUAUAGUCGCACCACUGAGAUCCCAGUGCCUUCUGUUGUUAAAACUGGGGAGGUUUAAUCUCACUUUAAGGAUGUUUCUGAUGACUUUGUAAUUUGACCACUGCUGUAGUUUUUUUCUUUUCUUUCAGAAAACAGGACAUACUAUGAGAGGGACAGAUGUCAUAGUCUCCUAGACUACACUUCUUCCCUGUUGUUUUAAACUGUCUAACACAGCUGAAAAGCAGUUAAACAAUUAGCUUUAGAUCCAGUGCAACUCCAUAAUAUUUACACUUAUAAUUACUAAAUCUAGUAUUGUUUGUGUAGUUCAUGGAGCCGCUUACACUGUAGUACCUGCUGUUGUGGCAUCUUCAAGACUGCAAAAUUAAAAAAGUAUAUUUUUAUUGAUAUUGUUAGCAGAGUUUCUGAACUGUAGAUGAAAUGUAACAUUUAUGAUAUGGUAGUGGUUGCUAAAGGCUUUGGAGUGCAGGGGUUUCUGCUUGUGCAUAUUUAGAUGGAACUUUACGGGCAGAUGUGUUCUCAUAUGGUAAUAUUUAAUUAUUGGCUCGUGUACUUUUCUGCUUUCUGCUAUGCUGCUGCAAGAAAUAUUCAUAUAGAAUAGGAAUAAAAACGUUUACAGAGGUUUAGAUUCAGUAUGUUUGAUCUAUUACUCUAGAUCUAGUGUUGAUAUCCAUAAUAAAAUAAUACUAAUGUAGAAAAUAUUGAGUAUUAAGAGUUUUCUGUUUAAAACAAUGUUUUAUGUGUGUUUUGUGUUGACAAUAAAUGGAGGGUGGAAAUCCCCAGUGGGAU
This is a messenger RNA of Sinocyclocheilus anshuiensis, 2382 nucleotides long. RefSeq names its product tumor protein D52-like. NCBI's taxonomy places the organism in Eukaryota, Metazoa, Chordata, Actinopteri, Cypriniformes, Cyprinidae. The record is from RefSeq and is a predicted model, not a curated record. The transcript has 8 exons. Gene Ontology annotation, cellular component: cytoplasm. Gene Ontology annotation, biological process: B cell differentiation. Bases 126 to 863 code for a protein of 245 amino acids.